GAUGUAAUUUGCAAUUAUUGACCGCCAAUCACUGAUUUCCGUUUACAAAUUGCACAGCACCAGCGGCAGAUGCCCAAACUGUGCGCCGAAAUCGCAAAGCAGCUGUCCAGCUGGUGCCAGAAGAAGUGCAGCCCGAAGUGUCCGGUACUGAGGUGGCCAGGCUACGUGGACGCAGUCAAAGAGAUCGACCCACAUGUGGAGGAGGAAUUCCUGCUUCAGUCUACCAAAUUUCUGGACCAUCUGGGAGAGGUCAUCUUCAAAUGUCCGAGUGCUUCUGAUCCCAUCAUUGUCCUGAAGCCCAACUGGCUCUGCACUGACGUCAUCGGUCCAAUGAUGGCACCAGUCAACUUCCCCAUUCCCCGCCCGGAGAGAACAAGCGAAGACUACGUCACCAGGGCGGAGAUCCAGCGCGUCUUCCAAGACGUUGCUGACGUGGAUCUCCUCAUCACCCUGCUGCAAGAGUUCCAGCUCUGCCACUCCUAUGACGGACAGACCUUCAUCUUCCCAGGGCUGCUGACACAAACCAUGCCUCCUGACAAGUGGCAACCAACACUUGAGCCGAAGGUGGUCUACUUUGGGAAGCAAGUCCAGUGUGCCGGCUCAACCGACAUGUUCUCCUCCGGGUUCUUCCCCCGAGUGCAGACCCGCCUGAUGAGGGAGCUGGAGAAUCGCCCGCUGCUGUGGAGAGAUGGCGCCAAGUGUGUGGACAAGAAUGUGGAAGGUCUGAUCAAACUCUCUCCGGACGGCCGUGCAGUCAACAUCUGUGUCCGGAGUGCGCAGGGUGACAAGGUGCAGUGUGGCAAGAUGCUGCAGCAGCUGGAGAACAUCAUCGCAGAUGUGCUGGAUGAGUGCAGCCCAGGAACAGGCACAGUUGAGAAGGUGCUCAGCGCUCGUGCACUGAAGGAACACAUGGAGGAAUUCUACUCCUACGGCAAGGAGGAGAUCAGCAAGGCAGCAGCAGAGGGCGGUACAAUCCUCCAUCCCACCCUCGGGUUCACGGAACGGGUCAGUGACCUGCUUUGUGGAGAGGAUGAGGACCCGAGGCUUCAGGGCUUAGGUAUGUCUUCUCAAUCAAUGUUUUAUUGAGUAA
Messenger RNA from Branchiostoma floridae (Florida lancelet), 1090 nucleotides. Its product is annotated as death-associated protein kinase 1-like. The record is from RefSeq and is a predicted model, not a curated record. The coding region runs from base 70 to 1086 and encodes 338 amino acids. Lineage: Eukaryota; Metazoa; Chordata; Leptocardii; Amphioxiformes; Branchiostomatidae. The transcript has 2 exons.